Camelina sativa (false flax) is the source of this 569-nucleotide messenger RNA. The record is from RefSeq and is a predicted model, not a curated record. NCBI's taxonomy places the organism in Eukaryota, Viridiplantae, Streptophyta, Magnoliopsida, Brassicales, Brassicaceae.
ACAAAAUCAAAAUUCACAGAGAUGAUGAUGAUGUCGGCGGCGGCGAGCCACGUAAGAGUGCUGCUUCCGUUACACCAGCAGGGACGGUCUAUCUCAACCGGAUCGGGGAUUAUUCGACUGAUCCAAACGGAACCGAGGCGAUUCAAGCUGACGAUGGCAACGACUGCGACUGCGAAGUACAAGGGGACGAAGAUGAGAGAAGAGAAGCUAUCGGAGAUGAUAGAGGAGAAAGUGAAGGAAGCAACGGAGGUUUGUGACGCGGACGAGAGAUCAGAGGAGUGUAGAGUCGCGUGGGACGAAGUUGAAGAGGUGAGUCAAGCCAGAUCAGAUCUAAGGAUUAAACUGAAGCUACUCAACCAGGAUCCUCUCGAGAGUGUCUACCAAGAUAAUCCUGAGACCGACGAGUGUCGAGUCUACGAAGAUUAAUAGAUAUAAGUUUACUUUGUAAAAUUUGUUUCCAUUAAGAAAUAAGAAAACUGUUCAUCGAUUCAAUCAUAGUAAUGGUAAUAUGGUAGAUUUAAUAUUAUUAUCUUUAAUCUUGAGUGUAUGAAUAAGGGUAUAUAUAUACA